CCUGUCCUCAUCCUCGCCGUUGCUCGCCAAACUAUCGUGCGUUCCUGUGUAUAAGAAGUUGUCUCUGCUGCCGUGCCUCGAAAGCAGCCCACUUCUACCUCCAUUCACGUCCCUGUCCCAUUCAGUGACCUGCCCUUGACCCACCUCCAUUUCACGCCAUCUUUGUUCACACAGCAAGCGUUUACUACUCAAGUCAAUUACAGAACUCCUCUCACUAAGAAACAGCAGACCUAAGUCAAGAUGGGUAUGCGCUAUAGGCAAUACCUUGCAGGAGCACGCAUAUACGGGUGCUCAACAUGUCGCACACACCUGGCAACCAUUCAUUCGAUGAUCUCUCGUGCGUUCAACGGUCAGCACGGACGAGCCUAUCUGUUUGAUACCGUAGUCAAUGUCACAGAGGGUGAACCCAGUGAGCGCCAAAUGACUACGGGUAACCAUACUGUUCGCGACAUCUACUGUGUUAAAUGUGGUACUACUUUGGGAUGGAAAUAUGAUUUCGCAUAUGACUUGACGCAGAAGUACAAGGAAGGCAAAUUUAUCCUUGAACGUAAUCUGCUUGUGGACGUACAGUGACCAUUGUAGCGUCGCGUUCCCGACGCCGCCAUCGGUCCUCCGCACAUGCCAAUCGCCUCCAAUCCGUCCGGUUAACUAUCAGAUCUACGAAUAGCCCGUCUUGCAUCAAACAGCGACUAGCGCCGCGCGCUCGCCAUAUGAUCGGCGGCAUUUUCCUCCUACGCCCUUAUUCAGCCAGUGGCUUACCCGUCAUCCAGCACACAUGCAGCCAACGCAAUUUCCUUGAGAUAUUGCGCCCUGUCUGAUUUAAUAAUCCCCCGCAGAUAUCCGUAAUAUCUUGCCGGCGUAAUUCGGUUGCUUUUAACCACGAUGUUCUGGGAUUCGCAUGGUCCCAGCCCUAGAAGCCUCAACGCUCGUACUCACGAUCGAUCGUGCUUGCAUCCGCAGCAAAUGAGCAAAUUAAGCUCGAUUGUAUGUAGCACCUCGCAGUUCGAUGGCCUGCGAUUGUCUUCUCAACCCCGCGCAAUUUAGCCGUUGCUAUACAUUUACUCGACGUUCCC
Messenger RNA from Fomitiporia mediterranea MF3/22, 1073 nucleotides. RefSeq names its product yippee-like protein. Gene Ontology annotation, cellular component: ubiquitin ligase complex. The transcript has 4 exons. Lineage: Eukaryota; Fungi; Basidiomycota; Agaricomycetes; Hymenochaetales; Hymenochaetaceae. The coding region runs from base 241 to 573 and encodes 110 amino acids. The record is from RefSeq and is a predicted model, not a curated record.